AUGAAAUAAAUAUUAUUGCUGAAGUUGCAAAUAAGCAGGCGCUGGCGCAAAGUUCGGCGAAGUGCAAACAAAUUACACAUAAAGCGUUCAAUAAAUAAAAUUAAGCAAGUUUGCAUAAUAAUUGCGUAAUACCCUUACUAAAUAUACGUAGAAGCAUGUGGACACGUUGCCUGCUGCUUACAGCCUUCGCACAAUGUCUGUGGACUCACGCGCUCGCCGCGAAAUACGGGGAUGCGCGAAGUAGCGCUGAAACGGUGGUCGCGCCGCCUGCCGUCACCUCGCUACAAUGGACCGGCGGACAGUUCGAGUUUCCGGGCUCGUCGCGUUCGCUCUUUCGCAGCUCGGGCAAGUACAUCUCGAAGAAUGUGAUAGCGACGCGUGCGCAGAUAGUGGGUGACACCGUCUUUUUGGCAUUACCGCGCUAUAAGCACGGCGUGCCGGCGACGCUUGUGAAGACCACGCUCAAACCUGGCGCUUGCCAGGCCACCUUUGCACCCUUUCCCUGCUGGGAUAUGCAGGAUGAUAGCACAUGUAAGGGUUUCCAGUCCGUAGUCGAUUUGGUUGUCGAUCAAAAUGACGUGUUGUGGGUAUUGGAUACGGGCAUUGUGAACACGCUCGAGACGCCGGAACGCAAAUGCACCGCUAAAGUGGUAGCGCUUUCUGUGAAGACGGGCAAAGUGUUGAAAUCCAUUUCGUUGGAGGGUCUAACAUCGCCGAACUCGCGCUUGCAAUAUAUUGUUGUGGAUUAUGCACCUGAUGGCAGCUGCUUCGUGUAUGUCAGCGAUGCUGCGAAUCGUGCCAUCAUCGUUUAUAAUUUACAAGCUGAUCGUGGCUUCCGUGUGGUGCUGCCGAAAGCUGUAGCUUCAGGUUGCAGAGCACGUGAUGUGCUCUAUAUCGCGCUCAUACGCAAGGAUUGUGGCACAACGGAGUUGUACUUCACCUACUUAAGCACGAACAGACUUUUCUUGCUACAGUCGGAGUACUUGCGCAGUGGUGUGGCUGAUGGUCGUAUAUUGGAUUUGGGUAAGAAACCAUCGCGCAUGGUCAUUAUCGGCACUGACAACGGUUCGGCCAUAUUCUUCCGCAAUGAAGGCGAUGCGGAGGUCUAUCGCUGGGACACUUCCAGCGCUUUUACGGAGACGAACUUUAAGCCUGUCUACCGCAGCGACACCUGUCAGCUGGCGACGCAUGCAGUGCCCGACUACAAGCGCAAUACAAUGCGUGUGCUGCAGAGCAAUUUCCCGGAUUAUAUGCAGAAUCGUGUGGGUUGCGGUGCAGUACAGCAAUUAUCCGUUAUGCAGGGCUGUUGGUAACAGUUAUUUGUUAAGGCUGCCGGAAGUCGGAAAUUGAAAAUUAUAUUAGAGUAGUUUGUUGAUGCGGGUAGUAGUAGUGUUGAUAAGAGUUAAGGACCGUUAGAGUGUGUAUAUAAUUUGAGGUUAUGAGGAAAUCUCUUUCUAUACAAUAUCCGGUUAAGGGAAAGUGUGUUAUGCAUAUUUUAAUUGAAGUUGCCAAGGGCAGAAAUUGCACUGUUAAUAUGUAUGCAUUGUUAUUUAGUUAGUUGGGUUGGUUAGUCUGGGUAAAUAGUUAUAGUAGCAUUAUAUUGGUGAAGGGUAGUCGUGUGGUUAGUCUUUAAGUUUUUAAAAAGGAACUGGAAAUAUAUUUCUCAUACUUAAUUUUGUUAAAUUUGAAUAAAUUUAUAUUUAUAGAUUUUGUAAAAGAGAAUGAAUGUAUACAGUGUU
Molecule: messenger RNA, 1739 nt
Organism: Bactrocera dorsalis (oriental fruit fly)
Lineage: Eukaryota; Metazoa; Arthropoda; Insecta; Diptera; Tephritidae
Gene: yellow-g2
Product: major royal jelly protein 1
Exons: 2
Coding region: 156-1313 (385 amino acids)
Cellular component (GO): extracellular region
Source: RefSeq, a predicted model, not a curated record